AUGGUUAGAAUUGUGCCGGAUGAUUACUUUCCCACCGAGGGCGAUGGGAGGCAGCCGGAGCCGUCGAAGGGAGGCCUGUCGACAUCAAGCGACACUGGCGCCCCGGCGUGGCCCUUCUCGGGCCUGUACACUCACAUCGUUGAGUUCGGGGCUCCCAUGGAUGAGGCCCUCCGUGCCGCCAUCGACAACGUCACCUCCCUGGUGCUGGCGGAUAAGAUGGAGGCAGCAAUCAGUGCCGUCGAGGACGCCGGGCUAAGCCUAGAGUUAGUCGCCAUCAAUGGGACACUGUUGACGAUGGGCGCCAACGCGCUGCUAAGCGUGCUUGCCAAGCCCAUGGAGCUUCUAUUUCUGGAACUCCUGCGUGGGGGCGGGCCGGGUGACCUCGUGAUGGCGUUUCAACGCGCCCUGUUUAGGAGCACCACCACCGCGGCCGGCGGCGGUGUACAGGAGAUGCGCCCCGACAGCGCCGGUGAGUCCAAGGCUCUGGUGGCGCGCCUCUGGGCCUGCCUUUUCUCGCUAGAUGCCGUCUGGAGGCGCUACGCCGAGGUGGCCAUGGUUUUAGUGUGUCUGGGGCUUUGCCUGUUGAUUUGGCUGGUGCGCCUCCGCUUCGCAAAGUACUUUGACAGCCUCGAACUACGGCUCUCUCAGCAGAACAAUGGCACAGCUCUUUCCCACAGCUGCCAGGCCACGACUCCGCGGAGGGAGUCUGCGCCCUUACUUCCCCUCACGCGAGAGGGAGCGCCGGAUGCGGACAUGCUGCCCCCGCCUAUAUCCUACUUGCGCGACGGCGGCGACAGCCAUCACUGCGGUGAUAGUGGCGGGCCGCCCUCACUUUCGGGUACCAUGUAG
Messenger RNA from Trypanosoma conorhini, 849 nucleotides. RefSeq lists its product as uncharacterized. Bases 1 to 849 code for a protein of 282 amino acids. The transcript has a single exon. The record is from RefSeq and is a predicted model, not a curated record. Lineage: Eukaryota; Euglenozoa; Kinetoplastea; Trypanosomatida; Trypanosomatidae.